Messenger RNA from Clarias gariepinus (North African catfish), 1153 nucleotides. RefSeq names its product complement component 1, q subcomponent-like 4b (gene c1ql4b). The transcript has 3 exons. The record is from RefSeq and is a predicted model, not a curated record. Gene Ontology annotation, molecular function: protein binding. Lineage: Eukaryota; Metazoa; Chordata; Actinopteri; Siluriformes; Clariidae. Bases 357 to 1085 code for a protein of 242 amino acids.
GAGCUGCAGCGCGCGGAGAGAAACUACUUUGUCUUUCAGGCUUUUUAAUCGCCACGAGGAGAGAAGAAGAAGAUGGAGUGAGAGAGGGAGAGAGUGAAUGAGUGAGAGAGUGAGUGAUGUCCGGCUGCAGAGUGAUAAUUAAACCCGAUCAGCUGAUUCCGCCGGUACGGACUGCGCUCGAGCUCCGGUCUAACGGAACUGCACUUUAAUCACUCACAGUGUUACAGUCGUCUCCCCCCUCACACUUCAUUCUGGCCGGCCCAGUGUCCUCUAAAGGAGAGGAGGACUUCCUCUCUAUAGCGGCAUCUCGCCUCAGCCGCAGGAAGCGCGUGAUUGGUGCAGCAGUGGGCGUGGCCAUGGUGCUGGUGUUGUUAAUUGCCAUCCCACUGUUGGUCCACAGCACCAAGCUGGGCAGAGUCGGAGGUGGAGUCGAAGGGACGCAUUACGAGAUGCUGGGUAGCUGUAAGAUGGUGUGUAACUCUCUUACGCCCAGUAACGAACUCACGCCUGUUUCCCAGUCUCCACAAGACAUCCCCACUCGCAGAGCCGGAGGUAAAUCUAGUUUCCGUGGUAUUCCAGGCCUACCAGGACCCCCAGGACCACGAGGACCCCCUGGAGAGCCAGGUAAACCAGGUCCUCCGGGUCCACCAGGUCCGGGCUCAGGAGGAUACAUUCCACCGUUCUACAGCCCCAAGAUAGCGUUUUACGCUGGUUUGCGGAAACAACAUGAGGGCAGUGAGGUCCUCAAGUUUGACGAUGUGGUGACCAACGUGGGAAAUUAUUACGAGCCCACGACAGGAAAGUUCACCUGCCCUUUACCUGGAAUCUACUUCUUCACUUACCACGUCCUUAUGCGGGGAGGAGACGGGACCAGCAUGUGGGCCGACCUGAAGAAGAAUGGCCAGGUGCGGGCGAGUGCCAUUGCUCAGGAUGCGGAUCAGAACUACGACUACGCCUCCAACAGCGUGAUCCUGCACCUAGACGUGGGGGACGAAGUGUGUGUGCAGCUGGAUGGAGGAAAAGUUCACGGAGGAAACACCAACAAAUACAGCACCUUCAGCGGGUUUCUCAUUUACCCUGAUUAACACACAUACACAGAGAGACAGUCCUGAUGUGCAAGAGUUACUGCAUGUUUGAAGGAUCACACACACAU